GCGACCGACGAAGGCCGGACGCUAGAAAUUUCCAUUCGCAGGCGAAAAGCGAAUCCAUAAUUGAUGUGAAUGUGAAAAGCGUAUAUCGAAUCGAAUGUUCUGGACUUGUUUGUCAAACGAACCGAGCAGAUAGCAAGCCGACACUAGCUGGAACACAAAGAGAACGAGAACUCUGCGAUCGCGUUGUUACGCCCCUCAUCGAAAAAGAAACUUAAAUCAGAGAAAGAAACUGCAAGCACCCAAAAGUGUCGGCAACUGAAUCACUUGAAUCGGAAAAGCGGCCAGACGACAAGGAGGCGUUUAGAAAAUGUCCGUGAUUGGCAUCGAUUUUGGCAACGAGGGCUGCUAUGUGGCGGCGGCCAGGUCCGGCGGCAUCGAGACGCUGGCCAACGACUACAGUCUCCGGGCCACGCCCUCCUUUGUGGCCUUCGAUGGCAAGAAGCGGAUCAUCGGCGUGGCGGCCAAGAACCAGCAGGUGACAAACAUGAAAAACACAGUUGGCGGCUUCAAGCGCCUGCUCGGUCGCAAAUUCAACGAUCCCCAUGUACAACACGAACUCAAGAGCAUUCCAGCGCGCGUAGAGGCGCGCGGCGACGGCAGUAUCGGCAUCAAGGUGAACUACCUGGGUGAGGAUCAGCAUUUCGGUCCCGAGCAGCUGACGGCGAUGCUGUUCACCAAGCUGAAGGAGACCUCGGCGGCAGCCAUGCAGACGCAGGUGAACGACUGCGUCAUCGCCUGUCCCGUGUUCUUCACCAACGCCGAGCGCCGGGCUCUUCUGGAUGCCGCCCAGAUUGCCGGACUCAAUGUCCUGCGGCUGAUGAACGAGACGACGGCCACGGCGCUGGCCUACGGCUUCUACAAGAACGACCUGUUCGAGGACAAGCCGCGCAACGUGAUCUUCGUUGACUUUGGGCACUCGUCACUGCAGGCCAGUGCCUGUGCCUUCACCAAGGGCAAGCUGAAGAUGCUGGCCAGCACCUGGGAUCAGAUCGGCGGACGCGACUUUGACCUCGCUCUGAGCGACUACUUCGCCAAGGAGUUCCAGGAGCGCUACAAAAUCAACGCCAAGACCAAUGCCCGAGCCCAUCUGCGCCUGCUCACCGAAAUCGAGAAACUGAAGAAGCAGAUGUCUGCCAACAGCACCAAGCUGCCGCUGAACAUUGAAUGUUUCCUGGAUGACAUCGACGUGUCGUCGUCUAUGCAGCGCUCACAGAUGGAGGAGUUGUGCGCCCCGGUUUUGCAGCGCGUUGAGCAGACGUUCAAGCGCCUGCUGGCCGAGUCAAAGCUGCAGCUGGACGACAUUCACUCGGUGGAGAUCGUUGGCGGUAGCUCUCGCAUUCCAUCCGUGAAGCAGCUUAUUGAGCAGGUCUUUAACAAGCCAGCAAGCACCACUCUGAACCAGGAUGAGGCUGUGUCCCGCGGUGCAGCCCUUCAGUGCGCCAUCAUGUCGCCGGCCGUACGUGUCCGGGAGUUCGGUGUCACCGACAUUCAGAACUACGCCGUGAAGGUGCUGUGGGACAGUGAGGGCUCCGCCGCUCCGGGAGAGAUCGAGAUCUUCCCGCAGUACCAUGCGUCGCCGUUCAGCCGCCUGCUGACAAUCAACCGCAAGGGACCGUUCAACGUUUCGAUUGUUUAUGGCCAGCAGGUGCCAUAUCCGGAUCAAACUAUUGGCGUGUGGAAGGUCAAGGAUGUGAAGCCGACGGAGCGCGGCGAGGGCCAGGAUGUUAAGCUGAAGGUGCGCAUCAACAACAAUGGCAUCGUGCUGAUCUCCUCGGCCACUUUGGUGGAGAAGAAGGAAGCGGAGGAGGCUGCCGCCGCUGCCGAGCAGGCUGCCGGCGAGGAGAAGCCAGGCGAGCAGGCAAACAACGCUGGCGAACCCGCAGAUGGUCAGCAGGAGGCAUAUUGUGAGAAUGAGGAUGAUAAUAAUACAUCAACAGCCUCAUCACCUGGCGGACAAGGGUGGGCACAGCGGGUCAAGGGCUGGUUUAGUUCGGGCGCUGAUAAGAAGAAGAAGGCCUCCAAGGCCACCGAGUUGCCGCUGGAGUGCACCACCCACGGCUUCAGCCCCGUCGACCUGGGCAACUACACACAGCAGGAGUCCAAGAUGAUUGGCAACGAUCAGAAGGAAACCGAACGCAUCGAUGCCAAAAAUGCCUUGGAGGAGUUUGUCUACGAUAUGCGUAAUAAGCUACAGGGUGGACCCUUGGAGCGUUUCGUCGUGGAGGCGGAGCGCGAGGCCAUUGUGGCUCAGUUGAAUGAUCUCGAGAACUGGCUGUACGAGGAUGGAGAGGACUGCGAGCGCGAGACUUACACCAGCCGCCUGCAGGCACUGCACCAGAAGACGGAUCCCAUCAAGCUGCGCGCCAGCGACUACGAGCAGUGCCCGGCUGCCUUUGAUGAGCUGAAGAACAGCAUUGGCAUUGCCCGCCUGGCGGUGGCCGAGUUCCGCAAGGGUGUGCCCAAGUACGAUCAUCUGACGGAGACCGAGUUCAUCAACAUCUCGGAGACGGCGGACAAGGCGCAAAAGUGGCUGGAUGCCAAUCUGGCCAAGUUCACACAGUCGCCACGAACAGCCGACAGUCCCGUCCAGGUUGCCGCCGUGCGCCAAGAGGUGCACAGCCUGAACGCGUGCGUCACCUCAGUGAUCAACCGGGCGAAACCGAAGCCAACUCCGGCCAAGACGGCGACACCGCCCAAGGAUGAGGCUAAUGCGGAACAGAACGGAGGCGAGCCAACUGCCAAUGCCGGCGACAAAAUGGACGUGGACAACAAUGCCCAGAGCGCGGCAGGAAGCGAUCCCUCCAUGGAUGUGGAGUGAGCGCCGCCAGCUCCUUUCGCUAUCCGGUUGUCCCCGGCUAUCAUCGGUAUUGGCUAACGAUUAAUGAUAAUAAUAUUGAUAACUUAAACGGUAAACAUAUAUGAAAAAUCUUUGUAUAUGCACUUGCUUCAGGACUGGCAGAAAGAAAAUCCAAACAAAAUCAACACAACAAACGAAAUGCAACCAACCAAUAUACAAGUGUAAGAAUAUGAUUAAAUGCAACUGUGACCGCUGCUGGAACCGGAAACGGAUGACGGAGUGCGGGCAAAACAAUAGUAGAAAAGGAAAUGGUCAGAAAGGAACAAGGAACCCUACACACCUGCUGCUGCCCUGUGGAUGAUGCAAAACGGAACAGAAACACCCUAAAACAAUUUCUAAUCGACCAUUUUUCAUAUAUUUGAAUAACAAAAUCAACAAUGCGACACUAAAUGAAUGGAAUUCAAAUAAUCAAAUAAAAACAAUGAUGAUUUCAACUAA
Drosophila biarmipes is the source of this 3295-nucleotide messenger RNA. It is a transcript of the gene Hsc70Cb, whose product is annotated as heat shock 70 kDa protein 4. The record is from RefSeq and is a predicted model, not a curated record. The transcript is spliced from 7 exons. Gene Ontology annotation, biological process: protein folding. Lineage: Eukaryota; Metazoa; Arthropoda; Insecta; Diptera; Drosophilidae. Gene Ontology annotation, cellular component: nucleus; cytosol. Gene Ontology annotation, molecular function: ATP-dependent protein folding chaperone; ATP binding. The coding region runs from base 308 to 2818 and encodes 836 amino acids.